UUAGCAAAUGAGUGUCCGGUUUUAAACUAUUGUACACAUUAGAUCUGAUUCAUCUUAAAUGGUUGUUUAGUAGUAUUGUACACAUUAUUCUCAAAAAAAAAAAAAAAACAUUUUGCUCAAGCUACUUACUUAAAACCAGCUGAAACAUCACAAUCGUUGAGUUUUUUCAGGGUUUACCUUUUUGUUGUUGUGUUUUAUGUUCAUCUUACAAACUAAUAAGUUCACAAAAUUCUUUCAUGUUGACCCAACACAAAUUGAUCCGCAUUUUUACAGUGCAUAUUAUGUAAAUGUAUGUAUAUUGCUAUGUUCAUUUUGUACAACUGACUGAUUUGUGUGCAAAUCUGACUUAUGUUCAUCUAUCCAGUUGACAAAAUGGCAGCAAACGAGACUGAUGUGUAUGCUGAAAAUGUGUUCCUCUGCUUUCCGCUUCGCCUAGACUCCUGCCUCAGUGCGCAGCGCCUUACUACAGUGAAGGUGGCUAUGUACAUAUUAAUGCUUCUCAUUAUAUUUCUAACAGUUUUCGGCAACCUGCUGGUCGUCGUCUCCAUCUCAUACUUUAAACAUCUGCAGUCUCCAACUCAUCUGAUCGUUCAGUCUCUGGCUGCAUGCGACUGUCUCCUGGGCUCUUUGGUCAUGCCUUACAGCAUGGUGAGAUCUAUUGAAGGGUGCUGGUAUUUAGGAGACGUUAUUUGUAAAGUGCAUUCAAGCUUGGACAUGACUCUCUCAAUCUCUUCUAAAAUGCACCUGAGUUUAAUAUCCGUGGACAGGUACUGGGCAAUCUGUGACCCUUUAAUGUACAGAACGAGAGUCACAAAUUACAGCAUAACUGUGUUUAUUAUGUGUGCGUGGCUGUUUGCGUUUGUGUACAGCUUUUCCAUUGUGUUUUCAGAGGUGAAUCUGAUAGGUCUGGAAGUACUCGUCUUACAAAUAUCCUGUUUGGGAAGUUGCGUACUUUUAUUCAACAAACCCUCAGCUCUUAUUUGCUCGAUUCUGACAUUUUUCCUGCCCGGUGCUAUUAUGAGCUCUCUGUAUGUAAAGAUCUUUCGCGUUGCGAGCAAACACGCAAAGGUUUUAUCAGAAAGAGUCUCUGUGUUGGAGAUUAAGAGCCAGACGUACGCGCAGAGAGAAAGAAAGGCUGCCAAAAUAGUGGCCAUUGUCGUAGGUGCUUUUUUGUUAUGCUGGCUGCCUUUUUUUGUGGCCACUGCUCUCGACCCCUUCCUCGAUUUCUGGACUCCGGCUGAUGUCUUUGAUGCUUUGGUUUGGUUCGGGUAUUUUAAUUCCACCUGUAACCCAUUGAUAUAUGGCUUUUUUUAUCCACGCUUUCAGAAGGCAUUCAAAAUCCUGAUGUCGACUGUUAUGUGUGGAUCCAGCAGCUCCAGAACACUGGCGUUUGGAUGAAUCUGUUGCUUUAAUCUGAGUUAGGAAAGGAAGUAUUGAUUAUCAUAUUGAAUCACUGCAUUUUAUUAAACUCAUUGCAACAUUUAACUAUUAAAAUUAACCCCAGCUGUCCCCUUUUUUGCAUAACUGUUUCUUCUGCUGCUGAAAUAAAUGGGCUUUUACAAUUGUCA
This is a messenger RNA of Danio rerio (zebrafish), 1568 nucleotides long. NCBI's taxonomy places the organism in Eukaryota, Metazoa, Chordata, Actinopteri, Cypriniformes, Danionidae. The record is from RefSeq and is a predicted model, not a curated record.